AUGACUUCCUUGCAAGGAAAAGUAAUCGCUGUCACCGGCGCGGCCAGUGGGAUUGGUCUUGCCACAGCACAAGUCCUGGCCACACGAGGUGCGAUUGUGGCCUUGGGAGAUAUCAACAAAGAUGCGGUGGAAUCUGCUGCGGCGUCCCUCCCCGGUGACAAGCAUAUCGCUUCCAAGGUGGAUGUGACUUCAAAUGAACAGGUCGAGGGGUGGAUCAAGGACAUUGUACAGCGGUUUGGAAAGCUCGAUGGCGCCGCCAAUGUUGCAGGCCUGGCGUUGAAGUCCGCUCCGUUCAUCGAGACGACUGAGGACCACUGGGAUUUGAUCAUGAACAUCAACGCAAAAGGCGUCUUCCUGUGCAUGCGAGCACAACUGAAAAACAUGACGGAAGGAGCAUCAAUUGUCAAUGUUGCCAGUGUUGGUGGUUUGAGCGGAGGCAGUGGAGCUUGCGCCUAUGUGGCUUCAAAGCAUGCGGUCGUUGGCUUGACGAAAACUGCCGCUCGAGAAGUGGGCUCUAAGAACAUCAGAGUCAAUGCCAUUGCCCCAGGAAUUAUCCAAACACCGUUGGUGGAAGGCCUCCAAAAAGCCUCAGGCCAAAGACUAGGGACAAACCAGCAAGCUUUGGACCGGCAAGCAGAUCCACGUGAGCCUGCUAACAUCAUUGCCUUCCUACUGAGCAAUGAUGCAUCGUUUGUGACUGGAUCAGUCUACAGAGGUACACCGCCAAAUUUCAUUCCUACAUGA
Molecule: messenger RNA, 744 nt
Organism: Fonsecaea multimorphosa CBS 102226
Lineage: Eukaryota; Fungi; Ascomycota; Eurotiomycetes; Chaetothyriales; Herpotrichiellaceae
Exons: 5
Coding region: 1-744 (247 amino acids)
Molecular function (GO): oxidoreductase activity
Source: RefSeq, a predicted model, not a curated record